Molecule: messenger RNA, 2529 nt
Organism: Anopheles stephensi (Asian malaria mosquito)
Lineage: Eukaryota; Metazoa; Arthropoda; Insecta; Diptera; Culicidae
Product: leucine-rich repeat-containing protein 1-like
Exons: 3
Coding region: 315-1424 (369 amino acids)
Molecular function (GO): protein binding
Source: RefSeq, a predicted model, not a curated record
GUGUGUGUGUGUGUGUGUGAACAAUCUUAGCAACCAUUGAAUGAGAAAGGGACAACAAACUUUCAUGAAAAAUCAUGCUCGCGUGAGGUGGACAAGCAAAUUGACCAGUGUGUUGGUCCGGCUCUCGCCUUAGUGGGGGAGGCGUUGUGUUCAGCGUUCUUUAGUCAAGGCAUCGAAAAUUUGGCCAGUCCGAGCUGGGGUGUAGCGUGCUGCAAAAGCGAUCUCCGAGAUUGCGUCAACAUUGUUGUUGGGGUGUGAUAGCAAAGUGAUCCUAUUCAUUCCACCGACCGUACAAAGUGCUUCGAAUACGAAAAAUGGAAGGCGGUUUCAGAAGCAUCAUGCAUCUGAGCUAUCGUGAUUAUCGUGCGAUACCGGAGGAACUGCGUGGCACAGGCAGGGACCAGAUCGACGAGAUCUAUCUCAAAGAAAACCUCAUCCACUCGCUCCCGGAUUGGUUCUUCGUGGAGAUGGCGCAUUUGCGCUUCUUGUGUCUUGCGGGCAAUAUGAUCGAGUCUCUGCCGACCCAGAUCGGUCGGCUGGAGUGUCUGGAAACGCUUGACCUGUCCGAGAAUGCGCUCCAUCGCUUACCCCACACGGUUGGACGGUUGAAGAGGCUAACGAAGCUGUUGCUAAAUGGAAAUUACAUCCAUCAACUGUCUGCGGAAAUUGGCCAACUGCACAAACUCGAGGUGCUAGAAAUUCGCAAAAACCGUCUAACAAACAUUCCCGUCCAACUGUCACAGUGUGCCGCGCUGGAGGAUCUUCUGAUGGACGAUAAUCCCGGUUUGGUGUCCAUCCCAACGCGUCUUUUUAAUCUUCCCGCGCUGACGUACGUGUCCGCCGAGCGGUGCAACUUGUUUCAGCUACCGUUCACCAUCAACACCUCUACACUGUGCUUCGUUCUGCUGUUCAGCGGCAACCACAGCCUAACGCACUGUCCGGUUGCGCUGGAACGUUUCGCCCAACCGGACUACGAUGCAAUGGCGGACAAGAUGAAGCGUAUUAAAAAUCCACCCUGCUAUCGUCAGAUCCAUUGUAAUGCUGUGCCAUAUCUGCUCAACUUACCAUCCGAGCUAGUGCAACUGUGCAACCGGGAAAGGUCCGGUACUGUUCCGCACUCACUGUUCGAGAUAGCGUUACGGGCAUCAUCGCGAUCUAGGCUAACGCGGUGGGAUCAUCUGGAAAAGUUCGGUUUACCACAAUGCCUCAUGAAUCGGCUUAUCUAUGGAGCAGUGGCCUGCUGCAGUAGUGUUCCUUGUGGAAAGGAAAUAUUCUCCGAAGCUGUUUUGGCGCUUGUUAAGAGGAAAGAAUAUGCGCGAAACGUUGUGUUGAGCGUUUUGUUUUGCUCGAAGCUUUGUGCGGACCGAUGGUUCCAGUAUAACUGUGAUGCGUACGAGGAGCUCUCGUGGAAAAUUCCAAACUAAUGGCAGCAGUACCGCACCAGCUCAUUCACAACGGCUUUACAGACGGGACUACAAUUAAGAAUAUUGCGAAGUGAAAGAGAUUAUAUUACUGAAGAGUCACAAAUGGCGAUCUUUGCAUCAACCUCGCUUACCUCACUGUGGAUGGCAAUCACACCAUCCUCAGCAUUGGCUCGGAUAGAAAUCGAUGCAAACCCGUUCGGUUCCACAAUCACCUGCAGACCAGUGCAGUUUUCACCCUCACGGGCCCCGGAAAUGACGUCACAGUAGAUACCGGCCGGCAAUCCCGUCUGCAAGAUCACAUUCAUGUCCACGGGUUCGAGGUUGAACGCUACGAAUCCGACAUUUCCACGGGCAAACGCGAUCUGGUUGUUACCAUUGUCCCACCAAUGCAUCAACGGCGUUCCCCAGGCAAGAUUACGGAAGUGGAUCAUGCUAUACAUCUGACGCCAUCGGUGCUCACACACCCAACCGCCGCCGCACGUCUUGUCCGGGUUAAUGAUGGGCGAGAGUAGAUUGCCCUGCGCAUCGGCCGGUGGACCCUGAUCGAAGCUGGUGAAAUCGAACGAACUCAUAAUGCGCAGCUGGCCAAAAGGAUAGGCUGCAGCAAAGGCGGUAGCCAUUUUGUACGGCUUUGGUUGUUUGUACGUGAGGAUUCCAUCAUGGCCGCGCUGGUUAUCGUGAUUAUCUACGAACACGAACGCAUCGCGAGUAGAAAGCAGACCCCAGGAUUCGCCAAAGUUGGACAACCAACGGAGAGCGUCAUUUCCACCGAAUGCUCGGCCCAGAUAGUGCGAGAACAUAAACUCUGUGACCGUGCCGAGAUGUAUGUACUCGUACUUUCGGACCGCUUCGUGGCUACCCAUAUCGAUAACCUCCUGGGCGAGGAAAGCUCUCGAGCCGGGGGCAAAUCCGUACGCGGUGUUGAGGUUAUUGAGUCGUCCGAAGAUCACCUCCAGAUCUGCGGGCCACAUGUGCUUGGCGGCAUCCACACGGAACCCGGCUACUCCGAGCUCAAUCAGAUGGUUCAGGAAAUCGACGAUACGAUCACGAACCCACGGUACACCUUGGUUGAGAUCAUGCAGUCCUACAAGUUCACAGUUACGGA